Marasmius oreades (fairy-ring Marasmius) is the source of this 1122-nucleotide messenger RNA. RefSeq lists its product as uncharacterized. The transcript is spliced from 2 exons. NCBI's taxonomy places the organism in Eukaryota, Fungi, Basidiomycota, Agaricomycetes, Agaricales, Marasmiaceae. Bases 1 to 1122 code for a protein of 373 amino acids. Gene Ontology annotation, molecular function: peroxidase activity. The record is from RefSeq and is a predicted model, not a curated record.
AUGUCCUCCUACGGUGCAUUCUAUUCGACGAAUCCAAAGACUCAUUCUACCUACGGUGUACCCCCCGAACAUCCCCCUAUUUCCGACUCGCAAACAUGUCCGAUGUCUUUUGCUCAUAACCUCAUGAAAUCAUCUCUCGCCCGAUGCGAGCAUGAAUAUGCACCACCUAAGAAAAGCGACGUACGUUCUGUCUGCCCUGCAUUGAACACUAUGGCAAACCACGGAUACAUUCCACGCGAUGGUCGUAAUCUAACCUUUUUCACGAUCUUCUACGGCCUAAAAGCUUGCUACGGUCUCUCCACACCCCUUGCUAUCGUGCUCACACUCGGAGGAUAUCUGCUCAUCGGACGGUUACCCAUCUGUUUACCAUUCAACGUCCCAAAACGAUUUGCCGUCCGUAAUCCGGAUGGAUCGACUAGUCAACCUGGCGUCCUUGACUUGCGUCUCAUCGACCGGCAUGGUGGCGUAGAACACGAUGCAAGCCUCGUGCACGCAGAUUGUCCGUCUAAUUUGAAAUAUCCCAACAUUGAAAUUAAUCACGAUUGGGUGGAGAAUCUGGUUGGUGACGUUUUGCCAGAGGUCAGGGGUUACGGGAGGACGAACGCGGCGUGUUCGGCUCAUAUCAAGGACGUGAAAGAAGACGAUGCGUCACCACCCUCUUUGAUCACACCACGGCUGGGAAUCAUUAAUCACUCUCGCGCGCCCAGCAGUUGCUCUUCAGAGACCAUCGUUGGUGAUGAUGACGGUGAUUUCGAUGAGGGAUGGAGGCGGUACGCGACCAAGGAGUAUCUUAAUACGCUGGUCUCGGCGGCGGAUGUUGGCAGGAUGCGUGCACGACGUGAGCGAGAAAUCGCACCGAAAGUGAUGGAUCCUGUGCACGCGGAGAUUGCACGAGGGGAGAUGGCUAUUAUCUUGGGCGUAUGGGAGCGGAGCGUAAGAAUCAAGGAUGACGGGAAGGUGAAGAAGGGUAUUCCUUUGCCAUACCUUCUGACGUGGUUAGGGGAGGAGCGACUUCCAGAAGGUUGGAAACCUGAUCAUGUGCAUGGUCUUUGGGCUGUCGUGAAGAUGAGUAAGGCGAUAAAGUCGACAGCAGAUGCAGUAGUCAAAGCAAGGUCCUAUUGA